This is a messenger RNA of Ricinus communis (castor bean), 1739 nucleotides long. Its product is annotated as aldehyde dehydrogenase family 2 member C4. The record is from RefSeq and is a predicted model, not a curated record. Gene Ontology annotation, molecular function: aldehyde dehydrogenase (NAD+) activity. Bases 92 to 1597 code for a protein of 501 amino acids. NCBI's taxonomy places the organism in Eukaryota, Viridiplantae, Streptophyta, Magnoliopsida, Malpighiales, Euphorbiaceae. The transcript has 9 exons.
ACAGAAAGAUUUUGUUUUGCACUUUAGAGUGGAUCACACAGGAGAUAGGUCACCUUCUGCACAAAAAAAGAAAGUGUGCAAUUAGCUAGAGAUGGCACAUCAAAGCAAUGAACGCUCAGACUCUUUCUUCAAGAUACCAAAAAUUAAGUUUACAAAACUGUUCAUCAAUGGAGAAUUUGUUGAUUCUAUUUCAGGGAAAACAUUUGAGACGGUAGACCCAAGAAGUGGAGAGGUGAUAACAAGAGUUGCACAGGGAGAUAAAGGAGAUGUUGAUCUAGCAGUGAAAGCUGCACGCCAUGCAUUUGACAAUGGCCCCUGGCCUCGCAUGUCUGGUUUUGCAAGGGGAAGGAUUCUGAUGGAAUUUGCGGAUAUAAUUGAGGAGCAUAUAGAAGAAUUAGCCGCAAUAGACACCAUUGAUGCUGGAAAGUUAUUCACUAUGGGAAAAGCUGCUGACAUUCCGAUGGCAAUAAACCUUUUAAGAUACUAUGCAGGUGCAGCAGAUAAAAUACAUGGACAAGUACUGAAAAUGUCGCGUGAGCUUCAAGGGUAUACGCUGCACGAACCUGUAGGUGUCGUAGGACAUAUCAUCCCUUGGAACUUUCCUACUAACAUGUUCUUCAUGAAGGUUGCUCCAGCCCUAGCUGCUGGGUGCACUAUGGUUGUCAAGCCAGCUGAGCAAACUCCCCUUUCAGCCCUCUAUUAUGCUCAUCUAGCUAAGCAGGCUGGUAUUCCCGAUGGAGUGAUCAAUGUUAUAACUGGGUUCGGGCCAACUGCUGGUGCUGCUAUUGCUUCUCAUAUGGACAUUGAUAAGGUAAGCUUUACCGGGUCUACUGAAGUUGGAAGGAAAAUAAUGCAAGCUGCAGCAACAAGCAAUUUGAAACAGGUUUCACUUGAAUUAGGAGGCAAAUCACCUCUCCUAAUCUUUGAUGAUGCUGAUAUCGAUACAGCUGUUGAUCUUGCUCUCCUCGGCAUCCUGUAUAAUAAGGGAGAAGUUUGCGUAGCAAGUUCACGGGUUUAUGUGCAGGAAGGGAUUUAUGACGAACUUGUAAAGAAGUUGGAGAAGAAGGCAAAAGAUUGGGUUGUCGGCGAUCCUUUUGAUCCUAUUUCUCGCCUAGGUCCACAGGUCGAUAAGCAGCAAUUUGAUAAAAUUUUGUAUUACAUUGAACAUGGCAAGAAAGAAGGAGCCACCCUAUUAACAGGUGGUAAACCUUCAGGCAAUAAGGGAUACUAUCUCCAACCCACUAUUUUCACUGAUGUCAAGGAGGAUAUGAUGAUUGCUAAGGAUGAAAUUUUUGGACCUGUGAUGUCACUGAUGAAGUUCAAGACAAUUGAUGAGGCAAUAGAGAGAGCAAACAAUACUAAAUAUGGGCUGGCAGCUGGGAUAGUAACCAAGAAUCUGGAUGUGGCAAACACAGUAUCAAGAUCAAUACGUGCGGGUAUCAUAUGGAUAAACUGUUACUUUGGAUUCGAUAAUGACUGUCCUUUUGGAGGGUACAAGAUGAGUGGGUUUGGAAGAGAACUUGGACUGGAUGCCCUCCAUAAGUAUCUACAAGUAAAGUCUGUUGUCACUCCUAUUUACAAUUCUCCCUGGCUGUGAAUGAACACGUGCAAUAGUGUUCCUCUGUUCGUUAACAACAAUGGGGUUAUUUACAAAGCCUCUGUAUCGAAUAAUGAAUCCUUAAAGUUUGUUUAUUUGUACGCUCUCAUACUCUGAAUCAUAAACGGCAAGUUUUCCGAAA